GAGCGGAGCGGCUCGGCUGAAUCACGCACACACACGCGGAAACACGCACACGGCCACCAGCGCCCACCGCGCGCAAACACAAAGUGUUUUAUUUCCUUUCACUCCUUCUUCAGGAGUUUCGUUUGAAGCCGCAGACCGACGGUGUUCGCGGUGUCGCCGGCAGGUCGGAGAACUGAACUUCUUCCUCCAGAAUCUCUGCUGAAAGUUGGAUUACAGCGCAGCGACCUGAACUGAGAGGGAAUAAAGCUGCUCAGAGGAUGAGCGUCUGGGAUAUCAGCGGAGCUCAGUGCUGUCAACGAGUGGGAACCAAAGUCCUGGAAGAUGAAACGUGCAGGACGUCUCUGCAUCGAGUCUUGUUCCUUGUUUUGAAAAGUGGAUGAUAGAUUGAAGAUCACAGGCACAUCUGCAGGCUGGGUGGUUGUUGUUUUUUCAAAGAGGCUGUGUGGCGCAUGUAGAUAAGCCCCUUAUGAGGUGAAAAGCCCUCCCCAUUCUGCAGUUUCCCCUCCCAGCACCACCGGCAGGAAUAAGGGAUGUCACGGCUGUUCCUCUUUUUGGCAGUCCUCAUCGUCUCGUGCAGCAUCCAGAUGUCUCCUGCUGCUACCCUGGAUAAACUGAAGGACGACUGGAAACGGUAUAGGACAGAAUGUGAAUACAACAACAGUCAAUACCCACCCAGCAGUGGUCUUGUGUGCAACAGGACGUUUGACGACUAUGCCUGCUGGCCUGAUGGAUUCCCCAACACUACCGUCAGUGUGGAGUGCCCGUGGUAUUUACCGUGGCACCAUAAAGUACAACACGGCAUGGUAUAUCAGGACUGUGAUGCCAACGGCCAGUGGGUGACCAAAUACAAUACCACCGAGUGUGAAAUCCACAGUACAAACCAGAUUUAUUAUAGAUGUAUCCGGAUCAUGUACACAGUGGGUUAUUCCUUGUCCUUGGUGGCGCUGGUACUGGCUCUUGGUAUUCUCAUAUUUUUCAGAAAACUUCACUGCAUGAGGAACAACAUCCACAUGAACCUGUUUGCUUCCUUCAUCCUGCGAGCCCUUUCGGUUCUAAUCAAAGAUGCUCUGCUGGAGGCCAACUUCACAUCGCAAAAGAUCAGCGGAGACAGGGACCAGGGGUUCCCCAGUGAAUCGAUACCCCCAGUGGAGCUGCUGACCACAAUUAGCUGUCGCACUGCCUUGGUGAUGAUGCAGUACAGCAUCAUGGCCAACAGCUACUGGCUGCUGGUGGAAGGCAUCUACCUCCACAACCUGCUGGUCAUUACUGUGUUCACGGAGAGGAACUACUUCAAAAUCUACCUGUGCAUUGGUUGGGGAACACCAUUGAUAUUCCUUGUUCCUUGGGCAGUCUCUAAAUAUUUAUAUGAAAAUAAAGAGUGCUGGGAGCAAAACACAGACAUGGAUAUCUGGUGGAUAAUCCGAGGGCCGAUUCUGCUUGGCGUUGUGAUCAACUUUAUUAUCUUUAUACAUAUCAUCAAAAUUCUUGUCUCGAAACUUCGAGCACACCAAAUGAGAUACACAGAUUAUAAAGUCAGGUUGGCGAAAUCAACUUUAACACUGAUUCCUCUUCUGGGUAUCCAUCAGAUCGUCUUCAUCUUUCUGCCUGAGGAGACCACCAACAAGAGCUUGCAUUUACAUCUCACUAAGCUCUUCGUCGACCUCUUUUUCUCCUCCUUCCAGGGUCUCCUGGUGGCGAUCUUGUACUGUUUUGUCAACAAAGAAGUACAAUCUGAGAUCCUGAAGAAGUGGAAGCGCUGGAAGCUAGGGAGGAACAUCGAGGAGGAAUAUCGCCACACCUACAGCAAUUCCAACAACACUAAGACGGCCAGCCUGCUGAAUCACAUCCCUCGGCUUCCCCACCUCCCAGACAUCGGCAAAUCUUCUGGCCCGGUCUGCAGCCCCGAAGAGCAAACGUGGCUCGUGGCUCGCUGCCACAACGGGAUGGUCCACGGCAAGGAGACGGAAAACUCUGGCUCGCAGCACAACGAAGGAACCAGCAACUGCACUCUUGUGGAGGACAUCAGCCAGUCCGGGAAGACGCAGUGUUUUGAGGCUCAGAGAGAGAACGUGGAGAGCCACCUUUGAAAGAAACAAAGAGAAAGGAAUGAACAAAGGGAAAGUUAGACGGCUUUGAGCUCUGAUGGAGCUCUGACUGAAAGCCCUAGUUGGGUUUUGAAGAGGUGUGCCGACUGAUUCACUCGUGGGAGCAGUCGUCCGUCAUCAGUGUCACCGGGAGACGCAGCGGCUCUCGGCCCUGUAAUAUGACAGCCGCAUGGCAGGCGUCCAGACCAGGAUGCUCAGUGUACUCAGUGCUCUUGUGAAUGGAUGUUUUGUCAUUUUAAUAUAGGAACCUACUGCCUGUUGAACAAUUUUACAAACAAUAUUAAAAAAACACACAAAUGACUACAAUAGAAAAACAAAAACCCAAAAAACACACCAAGUCCCGGCGUGAGUCUUUGCUUCAGUGUUUGCCGUCUGACAAAUGUGUGUUUUGUGGUACAACAAACUGGACAUUGGACUGCGCACACAAUAAACAAGACCAAAUGACACUGAACAAGAAGGACAGAAGGGAUUGCUUUUUGUACUCUAUAUGUUCUGCUCUGGUGCGUGUUUGUUGCUGUCUUGUUCAUACUGAUUUUAAUGAAACUGUACAGAGAAAGGAAGAAAAACAAACAUUCUGGGGACUUUACAGUGAGGUAACCACAGUUAUUGUGGAUGGGAAAAAGGCAGCUGCUCACCCUACCUGGCAUAGAAAAACAAAUAAGAUUGAGGUGUAAAGAACUAAAUGAAUGACAUUGCUUUUCUUUUGGUAUUGCUUAGUGUUACAGUUUUAUAUUGGUCACAGUUGUGAAAGUAUUAAUACCCCUUUUCACAUUUUGUUGCAUUACAAAAACACAAAUUUCAAUGUAUUUUGUUGGAAUUUUAUGUAAAAGACAAUCAGAAAGAAGCACAUUAUUGGCAAACUAAAGACAAAAUAUUUAAUGUUUUUAUUUUUGUUUUAAAAAUAUUAAUCUGAAAAAAGUGGUACGCAUUUAUAGCCUUGCCGCUGUCAUAAUGUUUUAGCUACUCUAUAUAAAUCCUAGUCUUUGUCUGUUGCUUAGAGAGCAAGUCUUUCCUUCUUGUACACUUAACAUUGAAGUUAACUCUGAUUGUUUAGUUUAUUUUUGAUUCUUCUUUUAGCAUCCUGUUUUCUGCUUUCAGGGUGAACUUGCUGCAAUAAGUAGACUUAUGCGUUUCAGCAGUUGUUUUAAAUAUCCUCCAUGUAUAGACUGUUUUCUGGAAAUGGCUUAUUUUUAUUCUUUUGAGACCUCUUUAAGUUCAGUAUAAGAUUCAGAAGAUCCUACAAUAUUCAUCUUAAAGGUUGCAGACAGCUCUUCAGAUCCAACCAUGGUGUUCAACUCUCAGUUCAGCCAUCGAAAGCACACCAAGCUAAAUGUCUGAGAUUUAAAAAAAUACAAAACGCCUUCAAAACGCCGGCUAACUGCAAUAAGCUUAUGUGUACAUUUAGUCUUUUAAAACAGAAAUUUAUGUGGGGCGUCCUGAUUUAUUUCUCAAUGCGUUGAUGUUUGUUAUUUACAUUUUGCAGAAAUAUUCGAUGGAUGGAUGUUUCUAAAGGCGAUGUUGCACUGGAUUUUAUUUAUGGGCAUCAGUCUAAAGGAGAAUGAAGAUGCAUGCAACACAAAUUUCAGAUUUUUUUUUUUUUAAUUCGCAAAAUUAGAAGACAACAUGUCUCAUCAACAGUUUUGGUUGAUUUGCCACGUAAAAUAUCAAUAAACAGACUGAAGUUUGUGCUUUUAAUAUGACAAAAUGUAAAAAAAAUAAAUAAAAAAAUAGUCAAAGGGGUAAGACCUUUUGCAAGGCACCUUAAACUGUAUGUAGAAAAAGUGCCAACCAUGUGCCGCUAUAAUCAAUGCAAAAACAAGCCAUCAAACAACCAAGUGAAGCCACAUUUCCAUCACGUCAAAAUGGAUCAGUGUCACUCAGUGUGACCCAGCACCUCCAAAUCAGUGUGUGUUUGCAGUAUUACAAUUUAUCAGAUACGUAGAGGUAUAACUACCAACUCAUGAGAAUCAUUCACAGAGUAUUAACAUAUGCCAUAAAGUGACAUCAAAUACCUUACAAAUGUGAGUCCGAAGGUGCUAGUGAUUACAUAUUUCUCCAUGGUCAGUGUUUACCAUGCAACCACAUCCUGGAGGUAGAACAAAGCUUCUCCACUUAGCUUUUAGAUGCUAAUGUUAGCGGUACAGUUGCUUGUAGAUAAAAAGCGAGGACCACCUACAGAGCAUAAAUCAAGCUUUGAGUUCUUAGCAGAUCUGUGUGAGCUACUUAACAUGAUUUUUGUAUGAAUGACUAUUUGGACAGUGUUAAUUUAUAACAGCUAAAUAUUAUAUGCACAUAUGUGAGAGUUUAUAUGCAUAAUUUAGCCUUCUUGUGAAUGUUUGUUUAUACAAGGUAUGGAUACUUUUGACGUUAUUAUUCCAGAUAUGUGGAUGUAUUACACUAAGAGGAAAUACAUCAGCAGCCAAAAGGCUGCUGAAGAAAAAAAGAGGAGCACAGAGGUUAAAGGCCGAUACAAAUCAGUCCCACUCUGGCAUUUAGCAGAACAGGAUCACAGGACAUUCCCAGAAUUCAUAGUUCGUAAAGAAGAAAGAGCUCUGUCCUUUAUUUCAAAGCCCUGAUGGACCUCAGAGCAAAUUUGAGCACUACAGCAACAUUUUUGUUGUGUCAGAUAAUUGUUCUGCUCCCAGCCAGUUUCUACCGUUGAGUGGGUAGAAAAAAAAAUGCAGGCAGAAGCUAUUUUCCAUCAGCAUCUGCCGAGGGUUGUCACAGAGUAAGUAGACAUCCAAUAAUUGAGCUGGGAGCACGGUGCUCACACGGGUGCUGCAGAAGUGGAGGGAAAUGCUUGCACACUCAAAACAGAUGAGUAAUGACUGGUUCCAGCAAAACAGAUGUAUAUUGCUUUUUUUUCAUUUCAAAGUAAAAUCUGUAUUUUAACAAACUCUGACUUGUAAAGAUGGGUUUGGGUCAUUCCUCUUUGUCUGAAUGUAUUCUUGGAAAGGCUCAAAUCAAUAUGUUUCUUUACUCUUGCAGUCACGGUGGUUAUGUAAAGUGUGAACAGGUCAGUGGAAGCUGACCACAUUCAGGUGUAAACAGUCUGUCAAAUAUUGUGUUAUAUCUGUACAAGUGGUCAAAGAAUUAAAUUUUAUGUAUGUGAAAUAUGAA
Messenger RNA from Gambusia affinis (western mosquitofish), 5225 nucleotides. Its product is annotated as glucagon receptor-like. Gene Ontology annotation, molecular function: glucagon receptor activity; gastric inhibitory peptide receptor activity; peptide hormone binding. Bases 531 to 2087 code for a protein of 518 amino acids. Gene Ontology annotation, biological process: adenylate cyclase-activating G protein-coupled receptor signaling pathway; cell surface receptor signaling pathway. NCBI's taxonomy places the organism in Eukaryota, Metazoa, Chordata, Actinopteri, Cyprinodontiformes, Poeciliidae. The transcript is spliced from 15 exons. The record is from RefSeq and is a predicted model, not a curated record. Gene Ontology annotation, cellular component: plasma membrane.